This is a messenger RNA of Hordeum vulgare subsp. vulgare (domesticated barley), 3176 nucleotides long. RefSeq names its product putative pentatricopeptide repeat-containing protein At3g15130. Gene Ontology annotation, biological process: RNA modification. The record is from RefSeq and is a predicted model, not a curated record. The transcript has a single exon. Bases 313 to 2421 code for a protein of 702 amino acids. Gene Ontology annotation, molecular function: zinc ion binding; RNA binding; protein binding. NCBI's taxonomy places the organism in Eukaryota, Viridiplantae, Streptophyta, Magnoliopsida, Poales, Poaceae.
ACGGAGGGAGUAUCAAGUAUGUGGCCAACACCAGCUACUCUGAAAAUAAAAUCAUGCCACGCACUUCAAAAUUCCAUUUGAAUAUGGCCUUGAAAUUCACGUUCCAUCACUUCAGAAAUUACAGAGAAGAAAAUACCGCACCUGUCGCUCUCCCUCUUCCCUUUCCCCGUCCGACGCCACUCCUAGCGCGCACUGGACGCGCCGACGACCGGCGCCGGCGUCCCUCCACAUGCUGAUCUCGCCGCGAUCUCUCAUUGUCCGGCGGCCGUCUCCGCAGCGCCGUCUCCCUUCCCAACUCGCCCCGCGAAGCCGAUGGAGCGGCGGAGGAUGCUCGCGGACCUCCUCCGGGCAAGCGCGAGGGGCCCGGACCUCCGUGGCGGCGCGCAGCUCCACGGCUCGCUCACCAAGCUCGGCCACGGGUCGGACACCAUGCUGGGCAACAACCUGGUCGACAUGUACGCCAAGUGCGGGAGGCUCGACGCGGCCGGCCAGGUCUUCGACGGAAUGCCCGAGAGGAACGUCGUGUCGUGGACGGCCCUCAUGGUGGGGUUCCUGCAGCAGGGGCGCGCCGGGGAGUGCCUCAGGCUGUUCGGGGAGAUGCGGCGGGUCUCGGAGGCCGCGCCGAACGAGUUCACGCUCUCGGCGACCCUCAAGGCGUGCGGCGUCAUCGGUGACACCUGCGCCGGUGUUCGUGUCCAUGGGGCUUGCGUCAGGAUGGGGUUCGAGGGGCACGGCGUCGUCGCCAACUCGCUGGUGCUCGUGUACUCCAAGGGCGGGAGGAUUGGCGAUGCGCGGCGGGUGUUCGAUGGUGCCGCUGCGUUCAGGGACCUUGUCACCUGGAACGCCAUGAUCUCCGGCUACGCGCACGCGGGGCAAGGCAGGGACUCACUGCUCGUCUUCCGGGAGAUGCAGCGGCGAGGUGACGAGGAUUGUCAGCCUGACGAGUUCACCUUCGCGAGCUUGCUGAAGGCCUGCAGCGGCCUUGGCGCGGCUCGCGAGGGCUUGCAAGUUCAUGCGGCCAUGGCAAUCAGAGGGUUCUCCACAGCGUCCAAUGCCAUCCUUGCUGGCGCGCUGCUUGAUGUUUAUGUAAAAUGCCGGUGCCUGCCAGUGGCGAUGCAGGUGUUCGAUCGGUUGGAAAGGAAGAAUGCCAUCCAGUGGACAACGAUGAUCACCGGGCAUGCACAGGAAGGGCAGGUGAAGGAAGCAUUGGAUCUGUUCCGGCGGUUCUGGAGCUCCGGCGUCCGUGCUGAUGGGCAUGUCCUCUCCAGCGUCGUCGGUGUGUUUGCAGACUUCGCCCUUGUGGAGCAAGGGAGGCAGAUGCACUGCUACACAGUCAAGAACCCGGCAGGGAUGGACGUGUCAGUGUCCAACUCCAUCGUGGACAUGUACCACAAGUGCGGGCUGACCGACGAGGCGGAGCAGCGGUUCCGGGAAACCCCGGCAAGGAACGUCGUGUCGUGGACAGCGAUGAUCAACGGCCUCGGGAAGCAUGGCCAUGGACGCGAAGCCAUUGACAUGUUCGAGGAGAUGCAAGCAGAAGGCGUGGAGCCUGACGAGGUGGCCUACCUUGCCCUUCUGUCGGCGUGCAGCCACUCUGGCCUCAUCGACGAGUGCCGCCGGUACUUCUCAGUGAUCCGACAGGACCGGCGGCUGAGGCCGAGAGCAGAGCACUACGCGUGCAUGGUCGACCUCCUUGGCCGCGCCGGGGAGCUCGCGGAGGCCAGGGACCUCGUUGCGACGAUGCCGAUGGCGCCCACCGUUGGCGUGUGGCAGACGCUUCUCAGCGCCUGCAGGGUGCACAAGGACGUCUCCAUAGCCAGGGAGGCGGGUGAGGCCCUCCUGGCCAUGGACGGCGACAACCCGGCCAACUACGUGAUGCUGUCGAACAUCUUCGCAGAGGCCGGCGAGUGGCAUGAGCACCAGCGGCUGCGCGAUGCCAUGCGGCGACGGGGCCUGCGGAAGCAGGGAGGGUGUAGCUGGGUGGAGGUCGGCAAGGAGGCGCACUUCUUCUACGGCGGCGGGGACGCCACCCACCCGCGCGCCGCCGACAUCCGCCGCGUCCUGCUGGACGUGGAGAAGAGGAUGAGGGAGCAGCUCGGGUACAGCCCGGGCGCGGUGGUCGGCGAUGGCACACAGCUGCACGACGUGGACGAGGAGUCGCACGCGGAGGGCCUCCGGGCGCAUAGCGAGAGGCUGGCCGUGGGGCUGUGGCUGCUGCACCAUGGCGACGGUGAGGAGGAGGAGGAAGAGGAGGGGAGGAGGGAGGUGCUGAGGGUGUACAAGAACCUGCGGGUGUGCGGCGACUGCCACGAGUUCUUCAAGGGGCUGUCGCGGGUGGUGGGGCGGGUGAUGGUGGUCAGGGACGCCAACCGGUUCCACAGGUUCCAGGACGGCGCAUGCUCCUGCAAAGACUACUGGUGACACACAUUACACAAGUCACACUGGAACACACACCUCAUAGGCUGGCUUGACAAAAGGGAAGAGAAACACAAACGGCUUUACCAACGAAAUGCCAGAAAACAUGGCCAUACUUUUGGUUUGUCAUCAAGAUAUUUGGUCUGCCUGCAGUUUUGCAGGCUGCGGGCAACAUACAAUCUGAUCUGAUCUGAUGAUGGUCCUUUCUGGAAGGAGAUUUGGGAAUUGGCUGGCCAUAUCUCCAACUCCAAGUGAGGCUGAGCAUUUGAUGUGAACACCGAUUUGGUCACGGCAUUCUGGCAGCGUGAUCUUGUACGAAAAUUAGGAGGCGCGGAUCGCUUGUUUUCGAAAUGUAAUAAGCUCCUGGAGGAAGGAAGGUGCCAUUCCAGAUUGCUUUUGAAUUGCCGGUACGUCAGUUAAAAACGGAGUCCCCAGGACCUCGCAUCGCCCUGGAUUUUUCUUUGGCCUUGGUGGUAUGUCUGGUCGCAGCAAAAUGAAUGUUUAGUUAGUAAGUGUGAUGAGCAACUUCAGCAUAUAGGUUAGCCAGUACAUUGCUGAAUUUUACUUGGGAAGGGGGAAUGUGCAAUACCCGGGAGAGUCGAGUUCUUGUUGGAAUGGACUGAUAUAAUGCAUUGGCCUGCCUGCAACUAGCCGGUAUGCUGACACUAUCCCUACUGUGUUGCCGCGGUUAGCCAAAAUGUUUCAUGGCGGUGGGCAGCUUGACCCCCUGUAAUAAACCUUUCAAUUUUUCCUUGUCUGAA